AUGACGGCCGAGUACGAAGGUUCCGCGCCGGCCGGCCGGGUUCAGUCGUCGAGCUCGGCCAGCCAGCAGGCAGGAACGUUCCCCAACGGCCACCUGGGCCACCUGAGCGCCGCCCAGGAGGAGGCUCUGGAGCGCUUCAAGGCCGCGCUGCAGGACAAGAAGCUGUGGCGCCCGGGCCCGCCGCCGUCGCACGACGACCAGACGCUGCUGCGGUAUCUGCGGGCCAGGCGCUGGAUCGUGGACGAUGCGCUGGCCCAGUUCAAGGACACGGAGGAGUGGCGGGCGGCGAACAACAUCGACACGCUGUACCGGACGAUUGAGCUCGACGCGUACGAGCAGAGCCGGCGCUUGUAUCCCCAAUGGACGGGCCGCCGAGACCGCCGAGGCAUCCCCCUAUACGUCUUUGAAAUCCGCACCCUCGACUCCAAAACCAUCGCAAACUACGAGAAGCAGGGCGCCAACAGCACCUUUUCACAGGCCAAGACCGACGGCAAGACGCCCCCCGGCCUGCUGCGGCUCUUUGCCCUGUACGAGAACCUGACGCGCUUCAACCAGCCCUUUUGCACGCAGCUGACGGACCGCGAACACCCGGACGUGCCCGUGACCAUGAGCACCAACAUUGUCGAUAUCUCGGGCGUCGGGCUGAAGCAGUUCUGGAACCUCAAGGGCCACAUGCAGGCGGCGUCGCAGCUGGCCACGGCGCACUACCCCGAGACGCUGGACCGCAUCUUCAUCAUUGGCGCGCCCGUCUUCUUCAGCACCGUUUGGGGGUGGGUGAAGCGCUGGUUCGACCCCAUCACGGUGUCCAAGAUCUUCGUGCUUGCGCCUCACGAGGUCAAGCCCACGCUCGAGGCCUUUAUCGAGCCCCGGAACAUCCCCAAGAAGUACGGCGGCGAGCUCGACUACACAUUCGGCCAGCUGGGCAUUCCCGAUCCCGCCUGGGAGGGCGUGGUCCGGUGGGAGAAGGGAUACAGCUCGUUCCCCAGCGGACCGCUGCUGUGGGAGGACGUUCCGGGCGAGGACAGGCUGGCGUGCGUGCGACUGGGUGCGGAAAACGGCAAGCUGGUCAGAGAGGUCAUCUGCACGCUGCCCAGGACAUGGAGCCCUCCGGAGAAGAAUGCGGACGAGUCGACGGGAACCGACAGCUCGGCCACUGCCUCGACCAACACCGCCGCCACGACGAUCAACGACGCCUCCGAGGGCACUCAGACGUCGGAAUACACCCUGGACGACGCCACUCAGACCGACGGGCCUGCCGAAGCCAUCGAGAAGCUGGCUAUUGACGACGGCGACGACAAGGCCAAGACGCCCGAAGUGACGCCUAUACCUGCCGCCACUGCCGCUGCAUGA
Trichoderma citrinoviride is the source of this 1350-nucleotide messenger RNA. RefSeq names its product CRAL/TRIO domain-containing protein. The transcript is spliced from 2 exons. The record is from RefSeq and is a predicted model, not a curated record. The coding region runs from base 1 to 1350 and encodes 449 amino acids. NCBI's taxonomy places the organism in Eukaryota, Fungi, Ascomycota, Sordariomycetes, Hypocreales, Hypocreaceae.